AUGGCAGUGAAUGGUAGUAAUUCUAAGGCAAACUGGAAGGGUAAACAGAUUGUGACCUUGAUUGAGGAAGAUGCUGCACCAAUAUAUGGUGAUGUGGGGAAAGAACAUGAACAAACAGAUUCAGAUGAAGACAAAAUCAUCUAUGCACAUGAAGGGAGAUCUUGGCAGUUUGAUUGGAGGACGAAACAUGAUGGCUUCAAAAAUACUUACACCUUCAAGAAAGAUGGUAUUACGAUCACGUUAGGGCCGUUGGAUGUGAGGCAAGACAAUAAGGGUAAUAUGAAUCACCCACUGCCCAAGUCAGAUAUUAUGGACGCGAUUGAAGAAUCACAAGAGGUUUUUGCUUUGGUCAUACUAGAAGAGAAUGAUGAGGUUGUCACUAAUUCGCCCCAAGUUCAAACAUUAUUGGAUGUGUUUGGUGAAGUAGUUUCGGAGGAGAUGCCCCCUAGGUUACCACCUAUGAGGGACAUCCAACACUGUAUUCAUUUUGUUUCAGGAGCUAUCAUUCCUAACAAGGCUACCUAUCGGAUGAGUCCAAAAGAACAUGAAGAGUUACAAAGGGAAGUUCGGGAAUUAUUGGAAAAAGGUGCAAUCAGAGAAAGUAUGAGCCCUUGUGUUGUUCCAGCAUUAUUGGUGUCAAAGAAGGAUAGGUCUUGA
Molecule: messenger RNA, 657 nt
Organism: Pistacia vera
Lineage: Eukaryota; Viridiplantae; Streptophyta; Magnoliopsida; Sapindales; Anacardiaceae
Exons: 3
Coding region: 1-657 (218 amino acids)
Source: RefSeq, a predicted model, not a curated record